Molecule: messenger RNA, 775 nt
Organism: Ixodes scapularis (black-legged tick)
Lineage: Eukaryota; Metazoa; Arthropoda; Arachnida; Ixodida; Ixodidae
Exons: 3
Coding region: 1-567 (188 amino acids)
Source: RefSeq, a predicted model, not a curated record
AUGGUGUCAGAAUCGUAUCAGCACUCGGCAUGUCCUGUCGAAGAUGGUCGGUCUCCUGGCGAGCUGCUGCAAGGAAGGCGGCUGCGCACACCCGUGCCGGACUUCGAUCCCCUUCCUGUGAUACGGGUCAAGAAACACCGACAGACAGGCCACAACGAGCGGGUGCUGCCCCGCCUUAAAAACGACGACGUGGUACGCCUGAAUGGAGCGUCAUGGGCGCGGAAAGCCAAGGUAGUUGGAUCAGCCGGGCCGCGUUCCUUUUACGUGCGUACGGAGAAUAAUACCGUACUUCGGCGCAACCGUCGACACCUUUUAGCGACGAAGGAAGAAUGCGAGGUCGACUUGUCAGACGACGAAGAUUCGGACAACGACCGGGCCUCAUCACACGGAAUGACAUCCACAGCGCCAACCAUCACGACGGCUCUACAAACGGCAACUACGACGACUCUACAAGCGGCAGCUCAGCAGCCAACGGUUCAGCCACCGCGAAGGACAACACGACAGAAGCGGCCUCCGGAGCGAUUGGGUUAUGACGAGCGCUUCCAGCAAACGAGCCAGAUGUGUUGAGCUCAGCGGUGAACGACCGUUGGGAAGGAGGAUGUAUCGUAUCAGAUCAAGGCGGACAAGCUAUCUGGAUGCUCCAUUGCCACGUGCCUUUCCCUUGCCCUCUACUACACUAACCCCUUUCCACCUUCGGCUAUAUAAGUAACAACACGGAAUAAACCAAAGCAUUGUUAUCCUGAUACCCGAGUUGUCUAUUCUUACCAGCCCACAC